AACAUAAAUAUAAAAAAUAAAUAGUAAAUAUGUAAUUUUUCUCAUAUCAAAAACGAUCAACCACUAUCGAAUUAUAUAUAUUAAUAAAAUUGCUAAUCUGAUAUUCUGAUUAGUGAUUAUGCCAGUUGCGGGUUUAAAGUCAGUUGAAUGUCAUAGUGGUUUGUAGCUAUGCAAUAUGCACGGGAUGCAAUGUGAAAUGUCAUUUUUCGAGUUUAAUUUAAUAUAUUAAACCUAUUUAUCAUCAUCAUAAUAGUCGUCCAAAUGAAAUUAUUGUUGGUAAAUACGAAUGUUACCAAUUGAAAUUUUUGAGUUCUGUUAAUGGUAUCCUUAAGAGACAAUGCUGCUGACGUUGUAUUAUAUGGCUUCCAAUUGGUUUCAAUCAUAUAGAUUAUCAAAUAUAAAAUCAAAUUUGAAAAAAUACCUCUCAAAAAAUUUGACAUUAGUGCUAUACAAAGAAAAAGAUUUUGUAGGAUUAGACAACAAAAACUUAUACAGUAAUGAAAAUGAUGAUAUAUUUACAUCCCUAAGACCUCACGGUAUUACUUCAGACAGUUGCAAAGAUGCUAGGUCCGCUCAACUUGAUCAGAUCCUAUCAUUUGUUGGGCAUAAAAGGUCAUGUUCAAUUUUUCCUGAGCAAAUAUUGAAUGUUGAUAGUUGGAUUCUUAUUCCAAACAACCCUAUUACUUUUCCUGCACACUUGAAUACACAUAAGCCAAUAACUUUAACACUAGAAACAAAACUUCAUUUAUUGGUUGAAGCUACUUACAGAAUGUUUAAUGUUCAUCAAAACAUAGACAAAUGUUUUAUCGAAGACUUUGGUGUGCCUAAAGCGUGGAGUGCUGGAGAAAAUUUUGGUCUAUUGUUGGAAACUGAUCUGGAUCAUUUUGCUAAACUUACCAGUAAUUUUAUGGCUAAUUCAAAAUCGCUGUAUCUGGGAAACCAUAUGGAAUUACUACGAAUACAAACUGUAAAAGUUGAAGGCCAACCGUGUGAUAUUGAAAAUAGCGAAUCAAUUGCGUCUAAUAUUGACUUUGUUUAUAGUUUACAUGAAAAUUGGGGUAUGAACAAAAAUUUAACAACUGUUCAAUGGAAAAAUUACUGUGAUACACUUUAUGCUGUAUCUGUGGCUGCAACAAAUGUAUUAAAAUCUGGAAAACCUAUUAAUUUUUGUUCAGCAGUAUUGUCAAGAGAACCUGAAAAUGAAAUAAGUAUGGACAAUUAUGUUGUUAUUGAAAAUGUACAAGAUGAAGUUGAUAGUACUAUUAGAAAAAAUGUUAAGUCAGAAAAUUUCACUGAGAGUAAAAUUCAUAAAAACACUCUUCCUGCAAUUGAAAUUCCAAAAGAUAAUCACUUACAAUAUGUUCGAUUUAACAAUGAAUGUGAAUUUAACAAUGGAUUAAAUGGAAAAUCAAACAGUGAAUAUGAUUAUGAAAGUGCUUCAACCAGUUCCAGUGAGUCUAUUAGUUUUCGAAGAAUAGUUCUCACUCCGAUUGAAGAAAAUGAAGUAAAAAUAUCAAGCGGAAUGAAACCAAUUAAAAGUAGUCCUGAUGUGUUUGGGAUAUAUAGUAACUCUUUAAAUACUUCAAUGACGAGAAGUCAUCGGUCAUUUUCAGAUUUUAGUAACAGUAUAGAAACAAGACCUCGAUGUCAUACACCUGUGCAACAUAGUGGUGAAUCAAAAACUGGAAAACCACCAAAUAUUAUUAUAUUUAGUGAGAGUGCUUCCAGUGCUCAACAAAUUCAGCAUUCAUUGGAGUCUGUCUUGCAUAGAUACAGGUACACAAUCUAUACUUUGAGCUUAGAGAAAAUGCUUCAUUCACCAUGGACAUCACAGGCCACAAUGGUAGUCGUCUACGGUGCUGUACCUGAUGAACUUUAUCCAUUACUUGAGCAUUACCUGUUAGUAGAAGGAGGUCGGAUCUUAUGCUUGUGUUCUGAUUUUCUUGGAACACUACUCCCAACUGCUUUUAGUACAGCUGAAGUGUGUUCCGAUGACAUUGUUAGCUUUACGUACCGUCCAUUGUCCAUGCGAACAUCUCUCUUGCACCAUGUUCUCUGUUACCAACCCAGCAUACCCAAUAAUGAUCAUUUUCCAUCUGAAAAUGGUGUUAAAGAAGAAAAGAAUUUAGACGUUGUAGAUAUGUUUGAUACAAACAACAAGCAUCAUACUAUUGACAUUCAAGUUCUGGCUGCCGAAGAUACCUGGGAAACGCCUAGUUUAAUCUUAGCAACAGCUCCGUCUGGAGGAAAAGUCAUUUUCUCCCAAGUGCAUUUAGAAAUCGAUGCCCAACAAAAUGGAGAAUACCGUUCAACUACUGAGGAUAGAUAUCUAUUAAUUAAAGAUUUGUUGAGCACCCAUUUGGGACUGGAUUGUGUUUCAUGUGAUCAAAAACCAAAACACACACCUGCUUAUUUACUAGGAACCGAAAAUGAUAAAGUUAAAUUUUUAACUUCUUUAAAUGGAAAAGUAUCAAAAAAUAAUGUGUUGCUAUUGAAAGACUUAAAAGUUCAGUUUUGCACAAAAGAUGAAAUGUGCAUUGGAGCUAGUGAAUACUCCUUGCCUGUAAUUUGCAAUGAUUUCCAAAUGAACUUCAGUGAAGAAGAAUAUUUCAAAAAUCUCCAUACUGAAGAAUUAGGACGCCUAGUAAUAUUUGGAGAAGUCAUGUCAUCUUCCAUGAAGCUCUUAAACGAUCCAAUAUCCUGGCAUGGGCUUGUAGUCAUUCCAAAACAACAAAUUACUGGAAUUGGUAGAGGUGGUAAUAAAUGGUUAAGUCCAAGUGGCUGUGCCAUGUUUUCUGUCCAGUUACACAUUCCGUUUGAUUCAAAACUUGGUCAGAGACUAGCAUUGCUACAACAUGUUGUUGCAUUGUCAGUCGUGUCAGCCAUAUGUUCACUGCCUGGUGGCUAUGAUAAACUUGAUCUCGGUCUAAAAUGGCCAAAUGAUAUAUAUGCUGGAGGAAAUGCAAAAAUUGGUGGAUUAGUCAUCAGUAGUUCUGCAGCUGGAAACACAGCCAUCUGUUCGAUUGGAUGUGGUGUAAAUUUAAAUAAUAAUUUACCUACCACUUGCAUAAACGACAUAAUCAUUGAACAUAAUGCAAACACUCAUAAUCAACUUAAGACAUUGACUUAUGAACAAUAUUUUGCAACUGUAUUUACUGAACUCGAAAGGCUAUUGAAUCAAGUUCAAAAUGGCAAUGUAGACAUUAUAUUUGAUCUUUACUACAAAUAUUGGCUCCAUAGUAAUACUGUAGUAACAGUACUUCGGCCAAAUAAAACGUCAUUCAAAGCCACUGUGAUAGGACUUGAUGAUCAUGGAUUUCUAAGGGUUCGUUCAGAAGAUGGAGACAUUAUAGAUGUCAGACCGGAUGGAAAUUCAUUUGAUAUGCUUGCUGGUCUCAUAGCUCCAAAAUAAAUAAUAAACUGACAUCAAUGUUUUUCUCUGAUAUGUGUAUUUUUAGAAAAUUUAAUUAUGUAUGAACAAUUCUCGGCCUAGUAAUGCUUUAUAACUAUUUUAUCAUAAUAUUAAAUAGAACAAUUCAUACAAUUUAUUAGUUCUUGAACUUUUCAUCUUUUUUUUAUUUUUGAUAACUAAUGAUCAAUUUUAAAUUGUAUAUUAAAUCAUUAUGGUCUUAUUUAAAUCUUCUGAUUGUUUAACUAUAUUAAUGAAAUCUCAUGUUUUAAUAUUACUAAAUAGUAAAUUCCACGGAUAAAUAUUAAUUAUUAGACUAUUUUUUAAAGUUAAAAAUUAUUUUUAGCAUAUUUUAAACUAUUUCAUAGAAAGUCUUUAUCAUUAAUCUAUAGACAAAUGUUUUCAAUUAAACAUUUUUUGUUUCCAUCAAGACUGGGUUGGCUUAUAUACUAUAUACUUAAUUCCUUGGCAUUUCAAAUAUAUAAGACUAAU
Messenger RNA from Myzus persicae (green peach aphid), 3901 nucleotides. RefSeq names its product biotin--protein ligase (gene Hcs). The transcript is spliced from 18 exons. The coding region runs from base 338 to 3412 and encodes 1024 amino acids. Gene Ontology annotation, molecular function: biotin--[biotin carboxyl-carrier protein] ligase activity. Gene Ontology annotation, cellular component: cytoplasm. The record is from RefSeq and is a predicted model, not a curated record. Lineage: Eukaryota; Metazoa; Arthropoda; Insecta; Hemiptera; Aphididae. Gene Ontology annotation, biological process: protein modification process.